UGGCAAAACGCAUGCGCGUGCGUUUACUAUAGCCGACCAAGGAGCUGUAGAACGGAAUAGAAUGAAAUGUAACAAAACAAGCCGAGUCUUUGUAUCUACUUAAAGGGACCGCUGCUACUUCCCUCCUUCCAACCUUUUAAUGUUGGACAAUCAUUUUCUAUUGAUUGGAAAGUCAGAUUGGAAAGUCGUAGGAAGGGAAGGCAAUUUUUCUGUUACCUCGAGGCAGCCCAGGAGCAAGAGCGAGCCCAGGAGUCAGAGAGGAAGGUACAGCAUUUAAAGUAAGAAAGAAAAAAAAAAGCCAGCCCCGAGUGGACUCUCGUCAUUGGGGCAACCCAACCAGCGGUGUAACGUGGAUCCAAAAGGACUGGAAUGCAAACAAAGAUCGCAGCCGGGAGUGGAAGGAGCGAAAAAGAGCUAAGAAAGUUUUUUUUUUUUAUGAUGGCUUGAGUGUGGUUACGUUUGGGAGGAGAGCCUGAAAAGUUUCUUUCUUCUAACUCUUAAUUUGCGGGGAGCUUUGGGGAAACGCUUAUGUGAGCCAACCGACGACGUGGGCUGCUGCUGCCGGGGGCCACCUGUUUCGCGUUCCUUUUAACUUUUGCGGGACAGAUCACGAUGUCGAAAGUGAUCCAGAAGAAGAAUCACUGGACGACCAAGGUGCAUCAGUGCACCGUGAGCCGGGGGUCCAAGGGCGAGUUGUGCCUGACGGUCCUGGGGGGAGCGGAAUAUGGAGAGUUCCCCUACGUGGGAGCAGUGGAGCAGGGGCAGACGGGGCUUUCCAACUGCGAUGGGCAACUGAGCGAAGGAGAACUCCUGCUGGAAGUGCAAGGGAUCCGGGUGUCGGGCUUACCUCGCUAUGACGUGCUGGGAGUUAUCAACAGCUGCAAGGAGUCUGUCACCUUGAAAGCCGUAAGACAAGGAAGUAGAUUGAACAAAGAUCUGAGACACUUUCUCAAUCAGCGGUUUCAGAAAGGAUCCCCCGAUCAUGAACUGCAGCAGACCAUAAGAGAUAACCUUUAUCGCCAUGCUGUGCCUUGCACAACCCGUCCUCCCCGAGAAGGAGAAGUGCCUGGUGUGGACUACAAUUUUCUCACGGUGAAAGAGUUCCUGGAUCUUGAGCAGAGUGGAACUCUCCUAGAAGUUGGAACUUAUGAAGGUAACUAUUAUGGAACACCCAAGCCUCCCAGCCAAUCCAUCAGUGGGAAACUGAUUUCCACUAAUGCUCUGCAAAACCUUCAGUCCGGCUCCAACCAGUCAACCCCGAAGAGAACCAAGUCCUACAAUGAUAUGCAAAAUGCUGGCAUAGUGCAUGCAGAAAAUGAUGAUGAUGAUGAUGAUGAUGUUCCUGAAAUGAACAGUAGCUUUACAGCAGAUUCUGGUGAUCAAGACGAGCACAAUACCCAAAGUACAAGAGAGACCACCCAACCACCUGCUGUUAAUAGUGUCACAUCUGUUCCCAUCACGGAAUCAUCUCAGAAACUCCCUCAAUACCUACCUCUUUCCGCAGAGGAAAACUUAGGUCCUCUACCUGAAAAUUGGGAGAUGGCCUACACUGAGAAUGGAGAAGUCUAUUUUAUAGACCAUAACACUAAAACAACAUCUUGGCUAGAUCCUCGGUGCCUGAACAAACAGCAAAAGCCUUUGGAAGAAUGUGAAGAUGAUGAAGAAGGGGUACACACCGAGGAAUUGGACAGUGAACUAGAAUUACCUGCUGGGUGGGAAAAGAUCGAAGACCCUGUUUAUGGUGUCUACUAUGUAGACCACAUCAACAGGAAGACACAAUAUGAAAAUCCUGUUCUGGAAGCCAAACGGAAGAAACAGCUUGAGCAGCAGCAGCAGCAACCAGAAGAAUGGACAGAAGAACAUUCAUCCCUCCCUCCUCCUGUUCUUCCAAGCCACUCUGCAAGCAACCAGGAACCUGUCAGAGAAGCUCCAGUUCAAGGCUCCAGGGCGUCGAUCGCUAAAUCAGCAGCCCACGAGUACCUGUCCUGUGGAUUACGGCUCUACAAAGACCAGGGGGACAACUGCAGGCAUCGCACGGACCACACUGCACUGCUGGAGUCCGAUGCAUCCCUGCCGCCCUCGGGAACCCCUGACGAGGUUGUGACAUGCCAUGCUGAUGGUGAAAGGCUGGAGGAAGAUCGCAUAAAGCUGAGCAAACCCUUUUUUACAAGAAAUCCAUCAGAGCUGAAAGGCAAGUUCAUUCACACGAAACUAAGAAAAAGUAGCAGAGGCUUUGGCUUCACUGUUGUUGGAGGGGAUGAGCCUGAUGAAUUUCUUCAGAUCAAAAGUUUGGUGCUGGAUGGUCCUGCUGCAUUGGAUGGCAAGAUGGAGACAGGAGACGUGAUCGUCAGUGUGAAUGACACCUGUGUGCUGGGGCAUACCCAUGCUCAAGUUGUCAAAAUAUUUCAAUCCAUUCCAAUUGGUGCCAGUGUGGACCUUGAACUUUGCCGAGGUUACCCGUUGCCUUUUGACCCAGAUGACCCCAAUACGAGCCUGGUGACAUCAGUGGCCAUUUUAGAUAAAGAGCCAAUCAUUGUGAAUGGGCAGGAAAGUUAUGAUUCUCCAGCUAGCCACAGCAGCAAAACAGGAAAGGUAAAUGGCACGAAGGAGCCAAGGCCCAGCAGUCCUGCUGAAGUGUCUGCAAACAGUUCCCAUGGCUACGCCAAUGAUACUGUGUCCUUGGCUUCCUCUAUUGCAACCCAGCCUGAACUUAUAACAGUUCAUAUAGUCAAAGGGCCCAUGGGAUUUGGUUUUACUAUAGCAGAUAGUCCAGGUGGUGGAGGUCAAAGAGUAAAACAAAUUGUUGACAGCCCUCGGUGCAGAGGCCUCAAGGAAGGAGAUCUUAUAGUUGAAGUCAAUAAGAAGAAUGUGCAGAACCUUACUCACAACCAAGUGGUGGAUAUGCUGAUUGAAUGUCCCAAAGGAAGAGAAGUGACAUUAUUGGUUCAACGAGGAGGACUGCCAGUCCCAAAGAGGAGCCCAAAGUCGCAACCGCUGGAAAGGAAAGACAGCCAAAACAGUUCUCAGCAUAGUGUUUCUAGUCACCGCAGCACCCACACUGCUUCUCCCAUACACAGCACUCAGGUGCUUCCUGACUACACUACGGCCGAAGGACCAGCAGUGGACCUAACAGAAAAUUCUGGACAGAAAAAACCAGAUCCAUUCAAAAUCUGGGCUCAGUCCAGGAGCAUGUAUGAAAGCCGACCUAUGUCACCUUCGCCUGCAUCGGGAUUGAGCAAGGGUGAAAGAGAGAGAGAAAUCAAUACCACGAAUUUUGGAGAAUGUAAGAUUCCAGAUUAUCAAGAACAGGAUAUCUUCCUAUGGAGAAAAGAAACUGGAUUUGGAUUUAGGAUCCUGGGUGGAAAUGAGCCUGGAGAACCUAUUUAUAUUGGUCACAUUGUACCACUGGGUGCUGCUGAUGCUGAUGGUCGCUUAAAGUCUGGAGAUGAACUGAUCUGUGUGGAUGGAACACCAGUGGUUGGGAAAUCUCACCAACUUGUAGUCCAACUUAUGCAGCAAGCUGCCAAACAAGGUCAUGUCAAUCUCACUGUGAGGCGCAAAGUAGUGUAUGCAGUUCCCAAAACUGAGAAUGAGGUACCCUCCCCGGCUUCUUCUCACCACAGCAGCAAUCAACCGGCUUCCCUGACUGAAGAGAAACGUACACCUCAGGGAAGCCAAAAUUCCUUGAACACUGUGAGCUCGGGCAGUGGCAGCACCAGUGGGAUCGGCAGUGGAGGUGGGGGCGGCAGCGGGGUAGUUAGCACCGUUGUGCAACCAUAUGAUGUGGAGAUCCGCAGGGGAGAAAAUGAAGGCUUUGGUUUUGUCAUCGUUUCUUCAGUGAGCAGGCCAGAGGCAGGGACCACUUUUGCAGGAAAUGCAUGUGUGGCCAUGCCUCACAAAAUAGGUCGCAUUAUUGAGGGAAGCCCCGCAGACCGCUGUGGCAAGCUGAAAGUAGGAGACCGGAUUUUGGCCGUUAAUGGAUGUUCCAUCACCAACAAAUCACAUUCAGACAUUGUCAACUUAAUCAAGGAAGCAGGAAACACAGUUACCCUGCGCAUCAUUCCAGGGGAUGAAUCCUCUAAUGCCACGUUGUUGACUAAUGCGGAAAAGAUUGCAACCAUCACCACCACUCAUACGCCACAGCAGGCACCACAAGAGGCUAGGAAUAACGCCAAACCAAAGCAAGAAUCUCAAUUUGAAUUCAAAGCUCCCCAGGCAGCACAGCAGGACCAAGAUUUUUAUACUGUUGAACUGGAGAGAGGAGCUAAAGGCUUUGGCUUUAGCCUGCGAGGUGGCAGAGAGUAUAAUAUGGAUCUUUAUGUGUUGCGGUUAGCAGAAGACGGUCCAGCUGAGAGAUGUGGCAAGAUGAGUAUUGGUGAUGAAAUUUUGGAGAUCAACGGAGAAACCACGAAGAACAUGAAGCACGCUCGGGCUAUAGAACUGAUUAAGAAUGGUGGCCGGAGAGUCCGCCUGUUUCUGAAACGUGGAGAUGGCUCAGUACCAGAAUAUGACCCCAGCAGUGACAGGAACAGCCCCACCACAGGUCCACAAAAUGUACCGGAAAUGAAAAAUGUCCCAUCUGACAGACGACUACACUCAUCAUUGGAGUUCAGUUAUCCACCAGACAUCCACACAUCAUCACAACAUGGGGACAAGCGGGCAUAUGUCAAAGACACAAAAGGCAGCAAAAAGUAUAGCCGACAAACCAAUGAACACCACACUUGGAAUGGAACUUCGAAAAGCAAUGACAGUGGACACGGCAGAACAAAGGAGAGGAAGUCGGAUGGCCGAAGAGAAACACCACUUGAGAGGGUGGUGGGAAAUGGAGCAAAAAAGAGAUCUCCAGAAAAGAGGAGGGAAGGAACCAGGAGUGCUGAUAAUACUUUGGAACGGAGAGAAAAGUAUGACAGCAGGAGAGAUGUUUCUCCUGAGAGGAGGAGAGAGACAUCCCCAACUCGUCGAAGAGAUGGGUCACCAAGCAGACGGAGAAGAUCACUUGAAAGAUUCUUGGAUCAAAGGAAAUCUCCAGACCAGAAGAGAGACAGCUCUCCUGGAAGGCGGGCAAAAUCCACAGAUAGAAGGAGGGAGAGGUCACCUGACAGGAGGAGCAAAGACGAAAAACUCAGUUAUAGAGAAAGGGAAGAACGUAAUCUAAAAUAUGAUACCAGUAGAAGUUCUAGGCAGCCCCCUGAACAGAGAAGGAGGCCAUAUAAAGAAUGCAGCACAGAUCUCAGUAUCUGAGGUAUUGAGUCACAUUCCAGCCUUUAAGUGUUAAAGGUUCUAAGAGGGAAACCAACAUUAAGUUGUUUAGGUUUUUUCACAGUAAAACAUCUGACGCCUGAUUAUCUAAUAAAUAGCAUCAAUCAUUUUAUGCAGAUAAAAUCUUAUAACAAAAUAUAUGAGAAGUGUUGUGCCUGAUGUAUAAUAUUAAAGAAAGUAUUUUGAAAUGGAUAUUUUUUGGAAAAUUACUUGCCAAAUGCUGAUCCGAAAGAAUAUAAAACUGUGUUUUUAAAACACUGUAGGUCUUUUGAGGAUUGUUCCUUUAUUGGGUUACUUUUCCUAUUCUAUCUAAAUGAGAUGGUAUCUCAAUAAAGGAAUUAUAUUAUACUCUCCCAAGCGCUUAGUUCAGUGCUUUGCACACAGUAAGCGCUCAAUAAAUAUGAUUGAAUGAAUGAAUAUAUUGAUGUUUAGUUUGAUCCAGAUUAUGUAGUGAUUUCCUGCCAUGCUCUACUUAAGAAUUUUUGACUGAGGGAAUGGGAAGGAACAAGCCAUGUUUUAUUAGCAGGAGCUGAGAAUUCCUCCUGAAGGAAUUGACAGAAAUAUUCCCCAAAUUAAGUAAACUGUUGGAAGAGACUACUAUUUCAAUGAAGGAUAUUUACACAAAAAUACACAGCACAAGGAGAUUUAUCUUCAUGAUUUUUAGGUUAUUCAGGAAACAGCUUAUAUUUUUCCUGAUCCUUAGGAUAUGAGGAGACAGGGGCUGCAAGCUGCCAUGUCUGUAACACAAAUAUAGACCAUCACACUCAUUGGAGUUGAUAACUCUUAAUGAUAGUUCACUAAGGAAGUGCUUCUGCAGUUCAAUUCAACUGCUAAAAGUAUAUAGACAAAAUUCUGCAAAUGCGUGGCUUUGUUUGGAAUAAGGAUAGUGGAUUGGAAGGGAGUGGGGGUGAGAAUAGCUAUCCUAAAAGAUAGGGUCCUUUUGCUUGGUCUAUUCCAUUGGGUGUUUUUUUGCCAAAUUGAGCCCCCCACCUCUCUCCCCCUCUCUUCUCUCUCUCUCCUCUGUCUCUCCCCUCCCCCUCAAAAUAUAUGUUGUAUUUCACUGGCUCAGACUUUUUAUACUAGCAGAGUGCACUUCAUAAAAAAUUGAUAAAGAAUAUCCAAGAUACCCAAGAUGUUUUAAGAUUCAUAAAGAAACAAUCAGUAGAGUGAUAGAUCUGGUUGUGAAAUCUACCUACUGGUUUUCCUAUAAUUUGAAUCUCUGGACAGCAGUAAAAAUGCAAGGGUUUUUCUUCUAAAUUGUAUUUUUAAAGUUGCAAAAUUGUGUGGUAAAGUCUGCUGUAGUAUUGGUAAAAGAUUUUAAUGGAUUACUGCCUAGCUGAGCCAAAAUGUUUGCCAUUACUGUUGGACCACUAAAGUAAACUGCUGCUUACAGUGCAUUGGUGUGUACAUGUAAUACUGUUUGACAUUUUCCAUACAAACACAAAGCAUUGCAAGUCUAUCACUGUUGUUGCCAUGGUACUGUAAAAAAAAAAAAAGAUGGCCAAUCAUUGUGUGUACAGAGUUUAAAUUGUAAUUAAUAGAGCCUGUUGAAGAAAACUGUUGCCUUUUUUCUUGUAUAAAAGAGAAUUUAUGACAAAAUUUAGCUGUGAGGAAUGUGAUGUGUUUAUAUUUCUGAAAAUGGAAAAAUUAAUUCAUGGGGAUAUAUUUUAAUGUAAACUGAAUCAGGUAUGUAAAGCUGUUUUAAAAUGGGAAACUAUAUAUGUAAUUCUAAAGCUUUUGUUGUUUUGGAUAUCAUUUAUUCCUUCAUGGUGGGCCUGCUUGUGUAUUAUUAAGCCCUUGUAUGCAUUCUAUGUCCUUCAAUCAUCACUUCUUGCAAUCUGCUUUAGACAUAAUGCUCUAUUCUGUGUUGCUGAAAAGCAGUAUGUGGGCCAAUCUUUUUAUAAAACACUAUGCAUAUAUAAAUACUUCAUUGUUCAUAGCUUUAUUUGAUUUAUGGGUUUAUACAUAACAGUAUAAGUAAAGGUAGAUGUGGAUUUACCCAGUACAAGCUUCUUUCCUUGAAACAGACACAAUGUACAUUAUUUAGCUAUAAAGGAGAAGAAAGUCUGUGAAUGCUAUUUUUAUGAUCAAAUAAAGUUUUCCAUGCAAAGCAUACAUAUGACUGAAGUAGUUAGAUUAAGGAAGAGCACAACUGAAUAAUGAUGUUUUUGCCCAACUUUUAACAAAGCAUUGAAUUAGAGAGUUCAUUCAAAACCAUCACUGGCUAGAAUUGUACUCCUCAGUUUAAGAAAAAUGGAGUUUUAAACAUCUACUACUCCCAGUCCUACUUUUGAGAUUUUAUGACAGAAGAGGGCUUCUCAGUUGGUCCUGAUGUUGAAAUCACAUUUUACAAUUUGGCCUCAAAGGAAUAGUCCCAAUUCUCAAAAAAAAACCCAAAACCUAAAAACCAUGGGCUAUCAACUUAGACCUAGAAAGAUUUUAAGUGUGACAAUUUGGUCAUCAUAACCCAAGUUCAUAUCCUGUGUUGGGAUAGCUGUUCUAUAUAAAAUUAAUGCAUGAUGUAGAACAGAUAUUCCCUGAAGUAAUGUAAUAUUCAAUUGGACAUUUAUUCCUGUGAUUGUAUGUUUAAAUUAAGCCAGCUAAUUUUUUUCCCCCAUUACACAGUUGAUACAUGAAAGGAUGUUAGGGUGGAAGCAUAGUACCCUACUUGUAUUUUUUAAGUUUUAAUUUUUUGUGAGAGGUUUUUUUAAUACAUUUUUACUGUAAAAAUACAUGGAUAUGUAUGUGUUCCGUAACAAGUAUUGCCUCUGAA
This is a messenger RNA of Ornithorhynchus anatinus (platypus), 8032 nucleotides long. It is a transcript of the gene MAGI1, whose product is annotated as membrane associated guanylate kinase, WW and PDZ domain containing 1. Lineage: Eukaryota; Metazoa; Chordata; Mammalia; Monotremata; Ornithorhynchidae. Gene Ontology annotation, cellular component: cytoplasm. The transcript has 26 exons. The record is from RefSeq and is a predicted model, not a curated record. Gene Ontology annotation, molecular function: protein binding. Gene Ontology annotation, biological process: signal transduction. The coding region runs from base 613 to 5241 and encodes 1542 amino acids.